Molecule: messenger RNA, 2970 nt
Organism: Trypanosoma theileri
Lineage: Eukaryota; Euglenozoa; Kinetoplastea; Trypanosomatida; Trypanosomatidae
Exons: 1
Coding region: 1-2970 (989 amino acids)
Biological process (GO): ubiquitin-dependent protein catabolic process; protein ubiquitination
Cellular component (GO): cullin-RING ubiquitin ligase complex
Molecular function (GO): ubiquitin protein ligase binding
Source: RefSeq, a predicted model, not a curated record
AUGGCCACCCGCACCCUCUACGAUUGGCAGCCAACUAUUGUGAACAGCAGUGAAGAACUCGUUCACGCAAAGCCACCAGUAACAGUUCAUCUACUCGAUCAUGAUCCCGCACGACAUCAACAGGCAUGCAACCGAGUAAGAGAAGAAGCAUGGAGAACGGCUGUUCAUAUGUUGGAUGUCGUACUCACACGAGCUGCUGCACGUACAGAGGCUGUCACUGCUAUUACUACACCACCAUUUGAUGAAUCCUUCUCAUUAUUAAUGCCGUUGAUUUCAUUUAUAUCUUCUUCUUCAAAAAGAAUGACAUCAUCAUCAUCGUCUUCAAGUUCAUUACAUUCCCCACCAGUUUAUAUUCAAAAUCAUGGGUACUCGGCGGAUGCCACUUGUAGGAGUGUACGAACACUUGUGGAAUUAGGUAAAGCGUCCGAUCUUUUUGAUAAACUUCAAGAAUGCCUUAAAAGAUAUGUAGAUCAUAUUAUACAAAUAGUGGCUUCUGCUUCUGAUUCUAUUUCCGUUAGUACUAGUGAUGAUUCUACGGAUGUAAAGAGGGAAUUAAUUACCUUUUUACAUCUUGCUCAUGCCUGGGGUCAUUAUCGUCUCACUGUAUUAGAAUUACAGGAAGUUUGGGUAUUUCUUGAUCGUUGGUAUAUUCACAGAGCACGUGCUGUUCGUUCUAUUGAAGGACUUGCAAUUGAACUUCUGAAAGAGGCGAUAUUACAACAUCCAUGGUUAUUACAACGAGCUCAAGUGGGAUAUUUGGAGUAUUUACGUCAAGACUUUGUACAUACAAGUGAGACUCGCCGUGAAAUGUGUCUCUUCACAAAUCUCUGUCUCUGUAUUCAAGUUUACUUUUUACGUUUAGAACCAGAGAUUAUAAAUGUGGCUUCUCAAUUCUACACUUCUGUUGUUCAUCACAUGUGGGAAGAGAAUAUUACCGCCACUGUCUUUUACCCGCAGGUGGAACGUUAUUUAGCGGAGGAACGAGAACGUGUACAGGCGGGUUGUAUUGCGGAGGCCUCUCUUCCACGAUUAGAGGAAGCCGCACAGACUUCAUUGCUUGUGGAACACGGUGUGGGUUUCCUUGAACGGGAUUUUGCCCAACUUGUGCAGACAUCCAACUACACAUGUUUUUCACUUGCAUGGAAACUACUCGCGAUGGGGAAAUAUGUACGGCUUGGAAAACAGUGUGGGGCGGUAUUUCGACAAUAUAUGUUAAGAGAAGGUGCUGCAAUUAUGCGGCAACUCACAUCAACAUCAACAACAACAAUACGUCGAGUAGAGGGAGAAGAGUAUAAUGCUGUGAAGUCUAUGAUUGCUCUUAUGUGCCGUGGAGAGUGUGUGAUUGAAAAGGGAUUUGCAGAGGACUCGGUGUUUUUUUCUGUACAACUGCGAGAUGCAUUGGCAGAGGCAUUACAAGAAAAUCAAACAGAAUUUGCAGAACAACUCGCACGAUAUUUAGAUUGGACUAUUCGAGAAUGUGAAAAUGUACCGUCUGCAAACAACAAUAAUGAUGAGGAGAAGAGUUCACAUGUUAUUACAACUUCUUCUUCUUCUCAUCUUACUGGGAAUGCGAAUACACAUUCUACAUUAACUUCUCAAUUGCCUACACAAACCGUUUCUUCUUCAUCUGCAGGAGUCUCUUCUGUGGGGGAUACUGGUAGUUAUGAUACUCGUUUAAAAUACAUUGGGCGUAUUUAUUCUUUAUUUCCAUCUAAAGAAAUAUUUGAAUCUUUUUACUGGGUAGAUCUUGCACGGCGUCUACUUCACUAUCAACGUACACCUCGCAUUGAUAUUGAAGAGAGUUUCAUUCAAUGUCUAAAAGAAACAUGCGGUGCCGAUACAUCUAAGUUUGAGGGAAUGAUUAAUGAUGUGAAGACAUCACUGGUGUUGAAUGAACGUUACCAAUCGUGGGCAACGGAAAGAAUUGCAGGGGAACCGCAGCCGUGGCCACCACGGAUGGAAAUUGAUAAUGAAGAAGAAGAAGCAGCAGAAGUAGAAAAUGAAAAGGCGAAACAACAACAACAAAUGGAUAGGAAGAGAAAGAGAAGGAAUGAUAAUACAGAAGAAGAAGAAGAAAAAGAAAAAGAAGAAAAUGAUGAGAAUGAGGAAAGAGAUGAUGAAGAGUCUGCUGCUAUUCUUACCACGGCUCUCGCUAGUGUAGAUGUGAAAUUACACAUUCUCACAGAUAAUCACUGGCCAAAACAAACUCCAUUAGAAAUUAAAUUACCUCAACCCCUUCGUGCUCUUACCAGAGAUGUACAGAACUUCUAUCGCCAUUGCUUCUCUGAUCGUCGACUCAUAUGGCAACAUCAACUCUCCUCUGCAGUGGUAAAGUGUGCACUUGGUAAAGUUCGUAGACAAUUAACAGGUACACUUUUACAAGCUGCUAUCUUACUUGCCUUACAGGAAUUAAUAGAAAGAGGAGGACAAGGUCAAACAUCUUCGGUAACGGUAGGGGUAUUAUGUGAACGACUUGCUUUGGAUAUUUCUCUUCCAGAUGUGGUGAGUUCUCUGCUUGGAUUGUGUCAUCCAAAGUUUCGUCUUGUCUUGCGUGAAUCCGCUAAUACAAACUCUUCACAGGAGAACACAUCAAUUGUUCCUCCACUCGCUGCAGAGGAUCGAUUGCAGUUUAAUGAGGAUUUCUCUAUGAGUAAUAUGCGUUGUCGUAUUCCUCUCUAUGGAUUGAGACAACGCGGUGGGGAUACAGGAACAGGAGCAGAUGGAUUAGAUAAUGGUCCCAGACGCAGUGCUGAUGCCGUAAUGGCUGAUCGUUCACAUGUGAUUGAAGCCGCUAUUGUACGUUUUAUGAAAGAGAAUCACCGUGUGAGUCAUGAGGAUCUCUUUACAACGAUUCCAACACUUGUACGCUUCACUGUUGCGAUGCCUGUGAUGAAGAAAGUGGUGGAACGUCUCAUUGAACGUGGGUUUCUGGAGAGAAGUGGGGGAACCACAUAUACAUAUCUCUCGUAA